AUGAGGCCUCUUCCGUUGCAAGGUCCACCUGGAAUAUCACGCUACGACCAUCUGAAUCCACCGUGCAACAAAGCUCAAGCUCAUCCUCCACCAAAUGAGUUUAGCCCAACUUUUCGUCAUCUCCCAAAGAACAUCGUCCCAAAAAGGCCUCUUCCGUUGCAAGGUCCACCGGGAAUUUCACGCGACGAGCAUCUGAAUCAACCACCAAAUGAGACCAUCAUCCCAAAAAGGCCUCGUUCGUUGCCACAGGAGGCGUGGCAAGGUCCACCCGGAAUACCACGCAACGAGCAUCUGAAUCCACCAAACGAGCUGCCAUUUUCAAGAGGAAAUCCAUCUUCGAGGCCCAAUCCGUUUCUCCCAAAGACCAUCGUCUCAACAGGGCCUCAUUCAUUCUUGAAGAGGAAAGCUACAACGCCCAAGAAGCCUGCCACACCACCACCUCCUCCCAGCAAGAUGAGCAAGCCCGCGGAGAAUUUGGUCUGCGAUCUCUGCAAGGCCAGCUGCUCGAGCGCCUUAGUAAUGCAGCAGCAUUUGAGAGGGCGGAAGCACAAGGCCAAGAUUAGCUUCAUGAAAAGGAAGAGGGAAUCCAACACCACCACUGUCUCGAAAACUAGAUGUGACCUCUGCGAAAUCUGGUGCAGCGACGCUGGUGCAUUGCAGAUGCACUUCAAGGGGCAGAAGCACACGGCCAAGGUGCAAGAGCUGCAGCUGUGCAAGGAGAGGGGCGGGCACAAAUCCUCGAAAGCGCCUAUAGUCUGUGAGGUGUGCAGAGUUCCUUGCAUGAACCAAGACGCGUUCGAGCAGCACCUCAAGGGCAGGCAACACGGCGUUAAGCAAGACCUCAAGCGCCGCAGACUCCUUUGA
Messenger RNA from Salvia hispanica, 864 nucleotides. The record is from RefSeq and is a predicted model, not a curated record. Lineage: Eukaryota; Viridiplantae; Streptophyta; Magnoliopsida; Lamiales; Lamiaceae.